AGCUCUUUUCGCAGCAAUUCGUCCGCCAUCAAAUACAAAAUGGCUGCCGUCAACCAGGUUUACAUCGCCGUCAUUGGCGCUGGUGGCGUCGGCAAAUGCUUCCUCAACCAGCUGCAAGGCCUCGCUUCUCGCAGGCCGUCUCCCAAGCUGAGCCUCUGCUACAUCUCGACAAGUCGCAAGGCUCUGUACAACGUCGACUACACCCCCGUGAGCAUCGAAGGCGUCACCGAAAGCCUCGCCGCCUCUACACAGGCACCUCCUCCUCUGCCGCAGGUGAUUGACUAUCUGGCCGCCGCCCCGGCAAAGGUGGUCUUGAUCGACAACACAAGUUCCCAGGAUGUUGCCGAUGCCUAUCCUCUGGCCUUGAGCCGAGGCCUCAGCAUCGUGACUCCCAACAAGAAAGCCUUUUCCGGCUCGUACAAGCUCUGGCAAGAUAUCUUCACAGCUGCAGCAACCUCGGGCGCCAAGGUGUACCACGAGUCGUCAGUCGGCGCUGGUUUGCCAGUUAUUUCCACAUUGAAGGAUCUGGUUGAGACUGGAGACAAGGUCACCAAGAUUGAGGGUGUCUUCAGUGGAACUAUGUCGUUCCUCUUCAAUUCCUUUGCGCCUACUGAGGGUCAGGGUGGCAAGUGGUCGGAGGAAGUGAAGAAGGCAAAGGCCCUCGGCUAUACCGAGCCGGAUCCGAGAGAUGACCUGAACGGCCUCGACGUUGCCCGUAAGCUGACUAUUUUGGCCCGCCUGGCAGGUCUGCCCGUCGAAUCGCCGACGUCUUUUCCUGUUCAGAGCCUUAUUCCAAAGGAGCUCGAGGCUUGUUCGAGCGGAGAUGAGUUUCUCGACAAGCUGCCCGCUUUCGACCAGCAGAUGGAAGACACCAAAGCUGCUGCGGAAAAGGCUGGAAAGGUUGUCCGAUUCGUUGGCAGCAUUGACGUCGCUACUCAGCAGGUCAAGGUUGGAUUGGAGCAAUUCGACCGCUCGCACCCCAUUGCCUCCCUCAAGGGCAGCGACAACAUCAUCAGCUUCUAUACUGAGCGCUAUGGUAGCAAUCCUUUGAUCAUUCAGGGCGCGGGUGCUGGCGGAGAGGUGACGGCUAUGGGUGUGACGGGAGACCUUAUCAAGGUGCUUUCGCAAAUCGCUUAG
Messenger RNA from Trichoderma reesei QM6a, 1137 nucleotides. Its product is annotated as homoserine dehydrogenase. The record is from RefSeq and is a predicted model, not a curated record. Gene Ontology annotation, molecular function: NADP binding; aspartate kinase activity; homoserine dehydrogenase activity. Bases 40 to 1137 code for a protein of 365 amino acids. Gene Ontology annotation, biological process: aspartate family amino acid biosynthetic process; L-homoserine biosynthetic process. The transcript is spliced from 2 exons. NCBI's taxonomy places the organism in Eukaryota, Fungi, Ascomycota, Sordariomycetes, Hypocreales, Hypocreaceae.